AUGAGGGUAGCAACAAGAGGAAUAGGAGUCUAUGUAGAUGAAACUACUGGCAACCAGUAUGUUAGGCUGAAUGGAGCACGUGGACGUGCAGUGGAUGUGGGUCAACCUACAGUGGUAGAUUUCCAGGGAAGUCAGCCCCAGCAACACAACCAGAGACUUGAUGAAAAUAGACAGUCGACUUUUAAACAUUUUGAGCCCCAUGUAAUGACCUCCGAGGAGGGUAUUUUGGAAGUCGACUUAGUUGUAGUGGUUAAUUGCUAUGUAACAUGA
Messenger RNA from Linum trigynum, 270 nucleotides. The record is from the annotation of a GenBank genome assembly. Lineage: Eukaryota; Viridiplantae; Streptophyta; Magnoliopsida; Malpighiales; Linaceae.